Molecule: messenger RNA, 1071 nt
Organism: Plasmodium knowlesi strain H
Lineage: Eukaryota; Apicomplexa; Aconoidasida; Haemosporida; Plasmodiidae
Exons: 1
Coding region: 1-1071 (356 amino acids)
Biological process (GO): interstrand cross-link repair
Cellular component (GO): nucleus
Molecular function (GO): single-stranded DNA 5'-3' DNA exonuclease activity
Source: RefSeq, a predicted model, not a curated record
AUGCUAACAACGUUUAACAUAAUCUGGAAAAGGGAGCAGGCAGAAAACGUGAAUAAUGAAAAGCAGUGCAAAACCGUGAGCGAGUCAUUAGGAGGGAAUGCAGAAAGUAGUGAAAGCCCAUCGUCGUCCAUAUCCGAAUUUGAUCAACUGGUGAACGACGUGGAGGAUCUGUUAGAAGAGCAACAAAUUAACGAAACGGAAAAAUUAUACAAAAUAUCGAAAUGUCCAAAUGAAAAAUUCAACAAAAAAAAUAAGUUAAGUAUCACGGAUUUAUCAGCCCAACUAUGGUGCGAACAACAAUUGGAAUUAAUCUUAACAACCGGAAAAAAAAGAGAAACAGAAGCAAUGAGAUUAGGUAUAGAAAGACAUGAAGUGUUAGAAAAAGCGGAUCAUCUCAUAAUUGAUGUGGAAGUGAAUACGAGAGAAGAAUCUUUAGGAUACCGUCUACUGAACACGAUUAUCCUGUUGGAACAAUUAUAUGAAUAUAAGAAGGCAAGAGAAGUGUGGGUUUUUGGGGUCAUUAGAGGCUACGUAUUAAGAGGCAUAAUUGACGAGCUAAGAAUAGAAUACGAUCAUGUUUCUAGGAGGGAAUAUUUAAUAAUUUCUGAUACCAAAACGAGGAAGGAAAAAAGAGAGCCAAGCUUUGCUCAGAAGAAAUCCUCCGCUAUACAGGUACAGACAUAUUGUCUACUGUUGCAACAUUUAAAAAGUGGAAAGGCUGACUUUAAAAAAUUGUUUGAAAUAUACGAAUGUGAUCCAACGUUUGAAUUUACCGCUAUUGAUUUGAUAAAAUAUAAAAACUUGGAAAACCUAUGCAAAGUAGUCAAUUGUCUCUUUGUUAGACUUCCAAAAAUUAAAGAAGAAAUGGAAAUUGUGUACGAACACCAAGGGGUUGAGUUUUCUCGAAACCACAUUCCUUAUUUUUACCACUCCACUUUGUUCACUAUUAACAUUUUGUUGGAUUACUGGGAUGGCAAGCGCUCUAGCGACGUGGUGGAGAACUCCGACAAGUGGAAAUGCAAGUUUUGCGACUUCGUCAGGAACUGCGUCAGGUGCCCUCUGGACGGGUAA